Daldinia caldariorum is the source of this 543-nucleotide messenger RNA. Its product is annotated as ubiquitin-conjugating enzyme. NCBI's taxonomy places the organism in Eukaryota, Fungi, Ascomycota, Sordariomycetes, Xylariales, Hypoxylaceae. The record is from RefSeq and is a predicted model, not a curated record. The coding region runs from base 1 to 543 and encodes 180 amino acids. The transcript is spliced from 3 exons.
AUGGACUACGCAGGAGAAGAUAGCCAAAAUUCUGCCCCUGGCAGUGUUCAAGCAGCCAAGCUCGGGGGCACAAGGAAGGGCCCGGAUGCACAGAGUGUGACGAAAAGAUUACAAACAGAGUUAAUGCAGUUGAUGACCUCGCCUGCCCCUGGUGUUUCUGCUUUCCCGUCGGCGGACGGUAACCUGAUGUCCUGGUCUGCAACCAUUGAGGGCCCUGACGACACUCCAUAUGCUGGUCUUACCUUUAAGCUGUCCUUUUCUUUUCCCAACAACUAUCCCUAUGCUCCGCCGACAGUACUGUUCAAGACUCCAAUCUACCAUCCAAAUGUAGACUUCUCGGGUCGUAUUUGCCUAGAUAUCCUAAAAGACAAAUGGACCGCUGCAUACAACGUUCAAACAGUUCUAUUAAGUCUGCAAAGUUUGCUCGGGGAACCGAACAACUCUUCUCCAUUAAAUGGCGAGGCCGCGGAGUUAUGGGAUAAGGAUGCGGAGGAGUUCAAGAGGAAAGUUCUUGGACGUCACCGCGAUGUUGACGACGAUUAG